Dreissena polymorpha is the source of this 1263-nucleotide messenger RNA. RefSeq names its product membrane primary amine oxidase-like. Gene Ontology annotation, cellular component: plasma membrane. Gene Ontology annotation, biological process: amine metabolic process. The record is from RefSeq and is a predicted model, not a curated record. NCBI's taxonomy places the organism in Eukaryota, Metazoa, Mollusca, Bivalvia, Myida, Dreissenidae. The coding region runs from base 1 to 1263 and encodes 420 amino acids. Gene Ontology annotation, molecular function: quinone binding; primary methylamine oxidase activity; copper ion binding. The transcript has a single exon.
AUGAUGCGAGGCCCGGCAAUAUUUGAUGUGAAGUUCAAGAAUCAAAGAGUUUCUUAUGAAAUAGCUCUAAACGAUAUUGUCUUGAUAUACGGAAGUGAUUCUUUUGAAAGGGAAAAUAUGUUUUACACUGAUGCUUUAUACGGAAUCGGUUCGUAUUCGGGGACAAUCCCAGGUGUUGAUUGUCCUGAACAUGGUAACCUUAUAGAUACGAGCUACUACGAUUUUAGUACAGGGAAAGCUGUAACAACUAAGUCAAUAUGUAUUUUUGAGAGUGAUGGCGAGGGUCCAUUAUGGCGUCAUAAGGCCAAUGGGUACCAGUCUGGCCUUAGAGAUAGUUGCCUAAUCGUACGGAUUGGAUCAAGAAUUGGUAAUUAUGAUUAUUUCGUUGAAUUCCAUUUCAAACUAGACGGCAAUCUCGCUACGAAAGUAAAGGCAACUGGGCUGAUUGCGACGUCAUUUUGGGACAAGGAUAACCCGAACCACGGAAAUCUUAGCACUGACGAUAGCCCGGAGGCAAGAGAUCCUUUUGGUUUCCGAGUUGGAGAUUAUUCGCAUGGAAUGAUUCAUGACCAUAUGUUUGGCUUUAAAGUUGAUCUGGACGUUCUUGAUCCCAUGAACAGCUUUGAAGUAAUCCACUUUAAAUCUGGAGAAGUGGUGGAUGCUUUCAAAAAGAUGAAGCCUUCGAUUAAAACAAAACCGAAGUAUUUUCGCUACAACCAUACUCGAUAUUUAGAGUAUGAAACUGUUCAAACUGAGUCUGGAUUUAGAGUGAAUCCGAUGGCGCCAAAAUACAUGACAGUUGUAAAUGAAAACCAUAGAAACAAAUGGGGUGCAAAGCGUGGCUAUGCCAUUGUUCCGAUGACAAGUGCAACACAAACGAUGGUGGACGCGCAUCCAGCAAUGAACGCAAUUUCGUUCUCCAAAUAUAACUGCGCGGUUACAAAAAGGAAGGAAUCCGAACCAUAUUUGAACUCAUUAUUUGAUGCACAUCGAAUGGAGAACACGAAAGGUGAUUUCAGCAGAUUGCUGGACGGAGAAAACAUCGUGAAUGAAGACCUGGUUACCUGGGUUACGGUUGGCGUCGUUCAUAUUCCGAGCUCUGAGGACAUGCCCAUGACGAUUGCAAUCGAGAGUGGAUUUGUUUUAAAGCCCUUCAACUUUUUUGAUACAACCGAAGUGUACGACCAGCUUCAAGUGUAUAAUGGGCAAGAUGGAGAUGUACAACAUCCGCCAGCGUUUACUCCCUGUCUUGAAAAUAACUAA